AUGUCCUCAGGCGGUGCAGGAAUCAGUGGCCUGAAGAAAGGGCUUGGGAACUUGAAAAUGGAGCUUCUCAACGAGCAGAAACAGGAAAUCCGCGAGGCGUUCUCGUUAUUCGACAUGAACAAUGACGGUUUGCUCGACUACCACGAGUUGAAGGUAGCGCUCCGUGCAUUGGGCUUUGAAUUGUCAAAAAGAGAGGUUUUGGACAUCAUCCACGAAUACGACAGUGACGACAGGAACUUGAUUUCGUACGAGAACUUCUUCCAUGCGGUCGGAGAGAGAAUAAUAAAUAGGGACCCCAUGGAGGAGAUACGCCGAGCAUUCAAGCUCUUUGACGACGAUGGCACCGGCAAAAUCAGCUUCAGAAACUUGAAGCGGGUGGCCAAGGAGUUGGGCGAGAAUUUGACCGACGAAGAGCUACGGGCAAUGAUCGACGAGUUUGAUCUAGACGAGGACGGAGAGAUCAACGAACAAGAGUUCAUUAAUAUCUGCACCGAGUAA
Molecule: messenger RNA, 498 nt
Organism: Metschnikowia bicuspidata var. bicuspidata NRRL YB-4993
Lineage: Eukaryota; Fungi; Ascomycota; Pichiomycetes; Serinales; Metschnikowiaceae
Product: centrin
Exons: 3
Coding region: 1-498 (165 amino acids)
Biological process (GO): spindle pole body duplication
Cellular component (GO): mitotic spindle pole body; half bridge of spindle pole body
Molecular function (GO): calcium ion binding; microtubule binding
Source: RefSeq, a predicted model, not a curated record